This is a messenger RNA of Osmerus eperlanus (European smelt), 4496 nucleotides long. Its product is annotated as carbohydrate sulfotransferase 12-like. Gene Ontology annotation, molecular function: sulfotransferase activity. Gene Ontology annotation, cellular component: membrane. NCBI's taxonomy places the organism in Eukaryota, Metazoa, Chordata, Actinopteri, Osmeriformes, Osmeridae. The record is from RefSeq and is a predicted model, not a curated record. The coding region runs from base 678 to 1931 and encodes 417 amino acids. Gene Ontology annotation, biological process: carbohydrate biosynthetic process; proteoglycan biosynthetic process. The transcript is spliced from 5 exons.
UCGGGAUAUUACCGUUAUUUUCAAAAACAAACAAUAAAAGUCUGUCACAGCAGCAGCGAGUAGACUUUGAAAGGUUUUCCCGGUCACCGUACUUAGGUUCUGUCUCGGAUAAACUGGGAAGCCGAAUAUCACUGAGAUGAAGAGACUGUCCUGAACCGAAAUGAUCCCCCUCUUAGUUCUAUACUACUGCCGUUUAUACCGAGAUUUCAUGUUUCUGUCUGAUGUCAGUUCUGCUUUCUCCAACCGAUAUGUGCCGUGUGGCGCGUUCUGCCUCCGCUGCUCGUGGCGUGAAAGCCUACAUUGUGUCCGCUAGAACGGACCGCCGCACGUCACUUUAAAACACAGUGUGACCGUUUGAAUAAUUUCAUAGAAUUAUGUUUCAACCUCUCUACCGUUAUUUUAGUUGUUACCGAAUAACGAUAUGAGCCCGAAUUCGUAGCUGCUCAGCCCGCACCGUGUGAUCUCAUCGCAGCCCACAUCGAGCUGUCUGCGGCAGUUGGUGGAGGUUCCCGUGCUACUGGAGAGAGGUAUAAGGAUGUUGAGCCAGAGAGGAGCGCGUCCAGCCAGCCUGACCCAGAGCAGCAGCGAGGUGAGCCCCAGCGAGGUGAGCCCCAGCGAGGUGAGCCCCAGCGAGGUGAGCCCCAGCGAGGUGAGCCCCAGCGAGGUGAGCCCACACCAUGGGGAAGUCUCGGCUGUUCCGGAUCUCUCUGAUCCUGGGUUCUGUCUUCAUGAUCCUGCUCAUCAUCAUGUACUGGGACGAUGUGGGGGCCUCCCACUUCUACCUGCACACCCCCGUCUCCCCCAUCUCCCCCCCCGGGCCCAGGACCCCCCGGCCCCCCCAGCCCGCCCCCCUCACACCCCACGUCCCCUCCUUCCUGUCCGACAUCGACGCCUUCGUCAACCAGUUCCUGGAGGGGACCUCCGACCCCACCGAGACCGCGCCGCAGGAACCCAUCAACCAAUCGGAGCGUGCGGAGGAGCGCUACGUGCCUCCGAGGGAGUGGAAGAUCCACGUGGGCCCGGUGGCGCCAGAGCAGAGGCGGCGUCAGGACGCUCGCCGGCAGAGGCUCCAGGAGCUCUGCCAUGACGACACCGUCAGCUUCCCCGGGAAGAACCGCACGUUCGACGACAUCCCCAACAAGGAGCUGGACCACCUCAUAGUGGACGACCGGCACGGCAUCAUCUACUGCUAUGUACCCAAGGUGGCAUGUAGUAACUGGAAGCGCAUCAUGAUCGUUCUGAGUGAGAGCAUGCUCCUGGACGGGGUACCGUACCGCGAGCCCUCGGCCGUGCCCAGGGACAUGGUCCACAACAGCAGCCUGCACUUCACCUUCAACAAGUUCUGGAAACGCUACGGCAAGUUCUCCCGCCACCUCAUGAAGGUGAAGCUUCAGAAGUACACCAAGUUCCUGUUUGUCAGGGACCCUUUCGUCCGCCUCAUCUCCGCUUUCCGGAACAAGUUCCAGCUUCCCAACGAGGAGUUCUACAAACGCUUCUCCCAGGUCAUCCUCCGGCGCUACGGCAACCACUCGGACCUGCCCACCUCGGUGGAUGAGGCCUUUGCCGCGAAGCUCCGCCCCUCCUUCUCCCAGUUCAUCCAGUACCUGCUGGACCCCCAGACAGAGACGGAGAUGCCGUUUAACGAGCACUGGCGCCAGGUGUACCGGCUGUGCCACCCGUGUCAGAUCCAGUACGACUUCGUGGGCCACCUGGAGACGGUGGAGGAGGACGCAGAGCACCUGCUGAGGAUCCUGAAGGUGGACAAUGUGGUGGAGUUCCCCACCUCUCACAGGAACCUGACAGCCAGCAGCUGGGAGGCCGACUGGUUCAGCACAGUGCCCCUAGUGGCCCGAAGGGAACUGUACAGGCUCUAUGAGCCAGAUUUCAGACUGUUUGGAUAUGACAAACCUGAGUCAAUUCUAAAUGACUGAUACUUAUGUGACACACACACACACUCUUGCCAAGUGUAUCAGGCUGUAGAAGGUGUGACCUCUGACCCUGCUGUGGGUGAUGUAGAUGGUACAUGUUUCUGUUGCGUUUGAAUCUCACGUUUAAACUCCCGGUGGAACAGGUGAGGAAACACCUGUAGCAAACUAUGAUGUCAGAAAGAAGACUUGUGAUGUCACACAUUGUAUGCUGUGAUGUCACAGAUCCUCGUAGCUGGCUGUGUCACAGAGCCUUUGCAUUUUUUCUGUGACACAGAUUAUUACAUCUGUGAUGUCACAGACCCCUUGUAGCUAUGACAUCACCCUACUGAUUGAAGCCUAAGUGUUGGUGAGGAGUUUUAGGGCAUUUGUUUUCAAAUCUUUUUACAUUUUUAGAGGCACUUUUAGAGCAAACUAAUUUUAAUGCACAACGUCUUGGUGUAGUGUUUGUUACAAUCAAGCAUGAAAGGGAUUUGUGUUAUGUUUUACAUUUUGACUGCUGUUAGCAUCUAUACCUCAGAAUCUGACAAAAAAAUAUAUAUUUUGGGACAGUUGCAAAUCCAUCUGCCUCCCACAUUUACAACAGCUGACACACCUGAUGUCAGAUCUGAACUUUAGGCGUACGCUCUGUUCCUGUUUCAGCAUGAAACAUGUAAAAUGUUUGUUAUAGUAGAAUGAGUUAAAAAAGGGAAGAAAAAAAGAAGAAAGAAGAAGAAAAUCACCAUUUCAGUACACGAGACACAGGCUGUGAUGACCCUAACCCACAGGCUGUGUGCCAGGAGACUGGGCUGUGAUGAUAGGCUGUGUGCCAGGAGACUGGGCUGUGAUGAUAGGCUGUGUGCCAGGAGACUGGGCUGUGAUGAUAGGCUGUGUGCCAGGAGACUGGGCUGUGAUGAUAGGCUGUGUGCCAGGAGACUGGGCUGUGGUCAGGUGUGUGUUGAUUGUAUGAUGCACAUGAUUCAGUUCAGAAGUGAAUGUUAGGGAAAGACCCUCUGUGUGACUCAGAGUGACCAUUGAGUGUUGAGAUGAAGCAGGCCUGUUGAAGACUGACCUGACCUGUCUCAGAAGCAGACCUCCUGGCUAGGUGGUGUUCUGACCUGUCUCAGAAGCAGACCUCCUGGCUAGGCGGUGUUCUGACCUGUCUCAGAAGCAGACCUCCUGGCUAGGUGGUGUUCUGACCUGUCUCAGAAGCAGACCUCCUGGCUAGGCGGUGUUCUGACCUGUCUCAGAAGCAGACCUCCUGGCUAGGUGGUGUUCUGACCUGUCUCAGAAGCAGACCUCCUGGCUAGGCGGUGUUCUGACCUGUCUCUGCCAGAGAAGGAGACCUCGCCAUUCUUGUCUUUUUUAUGUGUCAUUUUGUGUCAGCCAUUUGCAGAUUAAGACAAAAUUUUUGUCAUUUUGUCUAGAGAAAAAUAAUUGAUGCCAUGAACAAGGAAUUCUACUAUAAUGUGUUGAUUUUCAUAAGUGAAAUUUCAGAUACCGACAUUGUUUAUAUCCAGUAACUGGUUGCCAUGGACAGUGUUGCCGUGCAGCGUUAGAUGCCAAUGCCAGUAUUGUGAUGUCACACUGAAUAAGGGACAUGUUCAGGGGGGGUGGGGCUUGCAGCUACAGGUUAUAUAACACAAGGGUUAAGUGUGCAUUUAACAACUGCUUCGUCAUUGCUGUACAGUGUGUCCAGACCCAGCAGGCCUCUGUUGAGGUCCUGGCAGGUCAGUGCUGGGCUCGGGUCAUGUUUAGGCUAAAUGGUCAGUCGUGUUUUGGUCUGGCAGGGUCAUUGUUCUGUACUGUCCAGGCCAGAUAAAGUCAGUAGUGUUGCUAUGGAGAUCUGAUGUUGGCCUGGAGAUGGUGAGGAGGAGACAGUGCCUUUUGGUUGCUAUGGAAACAAAGUUUACACAGCCCAAAACAAAAAAAACACAACGAACAAAAAUAUUUUUGUAUAAUGACUUUUUACGUUGAAUUUGUCUCUUUAUGAAAACGUUGUAUCUUUGAUAUGCUGUUGGCCUGUUGAGGCCCUCUCUGACCGUGGGGAUUAGAAAGCAGUGUUUGUUCCAAGUGUGCUCUGUGUACAUGUGCUUUAAAGGGAUCCUCCUCUGUGGGUCCUAUGUACCUUGUCUUUGUAAUUUUGCUUGUACACACGGAACCUCUGGUGUGAUUUGUACAGUAUGUUGUUUCAUAGACACAAUCUGUGUUACAAACCUUACUACAUCCUGAGAAGUGGGUGUUUAUGUUGAAUUGUCAUCGUUUUAUUGCCUUUGUUCUUCAAAAAAAAGAUAAAAGAAAGAUAUGAUGGCUCAGAAUGGUGCCAGCAUGAAAGCCCUAAGGCACACAGUUUAGAAAAGCCACAUUUAUACCUGGAACUUAGCAAAGAGAACAGGACUGUAUAACAACUGCUGCAUCCACCUCACCAGACCCAACCACCUCCCUGCUUCCUCUCUUACAGGGAGAGCCCACGUACAGGACCUUUAUGCAGGACAGAAUUUAUUUAUUUCAGUAUUAUUAUUACGUGAUAUUAAGUAUGAACUUCUGCUUAAUUUGUUGAACACGAGAAAUAAAGUUUGUGGCAUGACGAAG